UCUGUGUGUGUGUGUGUAGCUUCAUGAAGUACAGUGAGCAGUACCUCCACCAUGACCCCAUCAUGUCAGGCUGUCUCCCUAGCAACCCCUGGAUCUCUGACGACACCUCACACUGGACCAUCAACACUGACAUGGUGGGCACUCCAACCAGGUUGAGAGUGGAGCGCUGGAGUUUCAGCUUCAUGGAACUUCUGAACGACUCCAUGGGAAGACGAGAGUUUAUGAUCUACCUGGAGAAAGAAUUCAGUGCGGAGAACCUGUGUUUUUGGGAGGCCUGUGAGGACCUGAGGCAUGGAGAGAGCUCCAAGAUCAUCCUAAAAGUAGAGGAGGUUUACAA
Messenger RNA from Oncorhynchus gorbuscha (pink salmon), 337 nucleotides. RefSeq names its product regulator of G-protein signaling 11-like. NCBI's taxonomy places the organism in Eukaryota, Metazoa, Chordata, Actinopteri, Salmoniformes, Salmonidae. The transcript has 3 exons. The record is from RefSeq and is a predicted model, not a curated record. The annotation marks the transcript as partial. Gene Ontology annotation, biological process: regulation of G protein-coupled receptor signaling pathway; G protein-coupled receptor signaling pathway.